Messenger RNA from Lemur catta (Ring-tailed lemur), 1083 nucleotides. Its product is annotated as heterogeneous nuclear ribonucleoprotein F-like. NCBI's taxonomy places the organism in Eukaryota, Metazoa, Chordata, Mammalia, Primates, Lemuridae. The record is from RefSeq and is a predicted model, not a curated record. Gene Ontology annotation, biological process: regulation of RNA splicing. Gene Ontology annotation, cellular component: ribonucleoprotein complex; nucleoplasm. Gene Ontology annotation, molecular function: RNA binding.
AUGCUAGGCCUCGAGGAAGGUGACGGUUUUGUGGCCAAGCUCCGCGGCCUGCCCUGGUCCUGCUCUGUGGAGGACGUGCAGAGCUUCCUCUCCGACUGCACGGUUCGUGACGCCGCGGGCGUUCAUUCCAUCUACACGAGCGAGGGCAGGCAGAGGGGCGAGGCUUUUGUUGACCUUGAAUCAGAAGAUGAUGUAAAAAUGGCCCUGAAGAAAGACAAGGAAAGCACGGGGCACCGGUACAUGGAGGUGUUCAAGUCCCACAGGACCGAGGUGGAUUGGGUGUUGAAGCACAGCGGUGCCACCAGUGCCCAUGGCUUCGUCCGUCUUCGAGGACUCCCGUUUGGACGCACAAAGGAAGAAAUUGUCCACUUCUACUCAGGGUUGGAAGUCGUGCCAAACGGGAUCACAUGGCCUGUGGACCCUGAGGGCAGGACUACAGGAGUUGGCCGAGGAGGCUCUGGGGAGGCGCAAGGCGAGGACAGGGCACGGGCGCACGCGGGCGUCCGAGAGCGGUCGGGAGGGGGUCGGGGCCCACUCGGAGCCCCUCGGAAGCGCGCGUCUGUGCGGAGGCCGGGCCGUGCCCGCGCUGGCGCGGCUGGAGACACGCCGGCAUCGUGCGGCCCGGCCUCGGGGGCGGCUGCGGCUUCACCGCCGACCUGUUCGGGGGAGCCCUCGGCUGCUGUCUCGCAGGCACGUGCGACCACAGAUACUGGGAUGGCGAGCUCGGUGCAGAGCCCCACCGGGCACUGCGGCCACAGGAGAGGACUUCCUCACAAAGCCACCGAGGGGGACAUUUACAACUUCUCUCCGCUGAGCUCGCCCGGAUGCAAGGCGGACGUGGAGUUCGCCGCUCGCGAAGAGCCUGUGGCGGCUACGUCCGGAGACGGGGCCAGCACGCAGCACGGUCACAGAGGACUCUUCCUGAUUCGACAGCCGGGCCGGCGACGGGGCCAACAGCGGCCGGGCGACGCGAGGCACGGGGUGUCGGCAGCCCAGGCCACUUGCAGCCGUCCGGAGAGUCGUCCGCGAGCGGCUGCCGCGGGGGGCUGCGGCGGUCAGAACAGCCUGGGCGGAUACGAUUAG